AUGGCGUUCAACGUGGUCGGUCUCGUGUUCGUCAUCAUAUUCUACGUGCUGAUACUCCUGGUCGGUCUGUGGGCAGCCAGAAAGACGAAAGACAGUGACGACAGCGAGGAGGUGAUGCUGGCGGGUCGUAGCAUCGGGGUGAUCGUCGGCGCCUUCACUAUGACAGCCACCUGGGUCGGGGGCGGCUACAUCAAUGGCACGGCAGAAUCGGUCUACAGCUCCGGCAUCAUCUGGUGUCAAGCCCCUUUUGGAUACGCGAUGAGUUUGAUACUCGGUGGAAUAUUCUUCGCCGAGAGAAUGCGCAACGAAGGUUACGUGACGAUGCUGGACCCGUUUCAGUGCAAAUUUGGCGAACGCAUGGUCGGCUUACUUUUCAUCCCCGCUCUCCUUGGAGAAGUGUUCUGGUCAGCGGCGAUUCUGUCCGCCCUUGGGGCGACUCUGACAGUCAUCCUAAACAUUCCAAACAACGUAUCCAUCAUCAUCUCCGCCUGCAUCGCCGUUUUCUAUACCUUCUUCGGUGGUCUCUACUCGGUGGCCUACACGGACGUUGUGCAGCUCAUCUGCAUCAUGAUUGGUCUGGUAAGGUCAAAGUCUCAUUCACUGAUACAUUCCGAAAACGGUCGUUCUCAGUCAUGCAUCGCUCAGUGCAGCGUUUGUAGAUUUUUCAUAAUGAACCAAUGGCCAGAAAUUAGAGUAACGCGAAACAUGUGUCAAAUUAGUUUUCGGCUUCCGCAGUGUGCUAGUUUUGGCCAAAACCUGCCUGCUGCCUUUCUUUCACAUUAA
Molecule: messenger RNA, 783 nt
Organism: Soboliphyme baturini
Lineage: Eukaryota; Metazoa; Nematoda; Enoplea; Dioctophymatida; Soboliphymatidae
Source: the annotation of a GenBank genome assembly